This is a messenger RNA of Rotaria sp. Silwood2, 1176 nucleotides long. The record is from the annotation of a GenBank genome assembly. Lineage: Eukaryota; Metazoa; Rotifera; Eurotatoria; Philodinida; Philodinidae.
AUGAAAAAUAUUCUGAACGAACCAACUAUUGGUACAACAGCAAUACCAGCUAUUGCUUUUUGUUUAUUUCAACUUAUGUGUGCUACAACUGCAACAACAAUUGUAAUUGGUGCAGUCUCUGAACGUGGUCGUAUGUGGCCAACAAUCAUUUUUACGUUCAUUUGGUGUACACUUGUCUAUAACUUUAUAUCCUAUUGGAUUUGGUCACCUAAUGGUUGGGCUCAUGCACUUGGCUCAUUAGAUCAUGCUGGCGGCGUACCAAUUCAUAUAUCAGCUGGUACGUCAGCUCUUGUCUAUAGUCUUGUACUUGGCAAACGUCAAACAAUUACAAAUGCUCAACAAAAUAAACCACAUAAUGUAAAUAAUCUAUUUAUUGGUACUCUUCUGACUUGGUUUGGUUGGUUUUGUUUUAAUGGAGGUAGUGGAUUAGUUGUUAGCAUUCGUACAGUAAUCGUCUGUAUUGUGACCAAUCUAGCAGCAUGUACUGGUGGUUUAACUUGGUCUAUACUUGAUUAUUUUCUUUCAAGUCCAAAACAUAAAUUUUCUCUUGUCGGAUUUUGUAUGGGCUCAAUGUCUGGCCUUGUGUGUAUUACACCUGGUUCAGGAUUUGUUAGUAUCCCUGCGUCAAUUAUGUUUGGUAUUGGUGGUAGCAUAUGUGUAUAUUUUGGACGAAAGAUUAAAAAUAUUUUUCAAAUUGAUGACGCAUUUGAUAUUUUUGCACAACAUGGAAUUGGAGGUUUUACUGGUUGUAUAUUAACAGGCAUAUUUGCAGAAAAAUCUAUCCCAGAACUAGAUCUAGUUCAUAUUCAGGGUGGAUGGUUAGAUGGUUGUUGGAUGCAAGUGAUUUAUCAAUUAGUAUUUGCGUCGGCUGGUUUUGCUUGGAGUUUUAUUAUCACUCUAAUUAUUUUAUUGGUUAUGAAUAAUAUUCCUGGUUUAUCAUUGCGUACAACGGUAACUGGUGAAAUAGAAGGAAUUGAUUAUGAUCAAUUCAAUGAAUAUACACAUGAUUAUAUUGAAUUGCAACGAGACCUUUAUGCUACGUUGUAUUCAAAACCAUCGCUAGUAAAUGAAAAUGCAAUGGCAAAAAGAGUCGAUACUGUACAUGAGGUACAACAACAAAAUAAUAUGACACCGGCGAGAAUCCAACCUAUUUCUAUGAUCGCGAAUGCAUGGUGA